This is a messenger RNA of Phytophthora infestans T30-4, 321 nucleotides long. RefSeq lists its product as uncharacterized. The record is from RefSeq and is a predicted model, not a curated record. The coding region runs from base 1 to 321 and encodes 106 amino acids. Lineage: Eukaryota; Oomycota; Peronosporomycetes; Peronosporales; Peronosporaceae. The transcript has a single exon.
AUGCGGCAAGGCAUCGACCAGUCAGAGCAGCAGAGGAAGUUCAAGCAGAUGAAACGCCGUCAGAAUCAGCAGGGGCGACAGAUACUACAACGAUCCCAAAUAUCGUGUCCUUACCAGUUGGGGAAAAAGAAGAAGGAUAAGACAAACAAUGGCGACGGCGGGAACGACGAAGCCGAAGUGACGCCCUCAGCAUACGGCAACACGAAGAAAGCGGCAAACGUGAGCCAAGUCGCUACGAAGACGAGCAUUGUGGUGUCAGGAGCUGAUGUUGACAAGAAGAACGGAACGAGCAGCGUAAGGCGACUUACGGUGCUAGUAUGA